AUGCCACGACGAGUCCUCACAGACGAGGAGUGCCAGCGCGUGAAUGCCUAUGAGGAAGCUCUGGAAGCUGCCCUGUGCGAGGUCAACCGCAGUGACUAUGAUGCUCGCUCCCGUGUCAGCCAAGCGGUAGAGCAGGCCUACCCGCUCAGCGCGGAGACCCGCGAAGCGAUGGCGCUGGAGAAGACUGCUCAGUUCGCCGACCCGCUGCGACAGGUAUCAAGCACCAUCAACCUCAGCCAGCUCAAGCCGGACGCACCAUGGGGCCUUGUUGUCUACCGAACGGCGUACGGCGAUGAUGCUGCUUGGAAGCGGAUGCUCGACGAGCUCCAGGACCCCGUGGACUCGUUGCCGUACGAACCUGCGCCCAACCCAGAGCUCUACACGAGGCAUCGGUUUGAGUUCAUGGACGAUCAAAGCCAGUUCCAAGGCGCCACCAUGCAAACCUUGCGUGACAAGUUUUCCGCGUGGGUCGUGGAUGGGUACCGAGCCAACCUUAGGGAAGAGUACCGUGCCUCAGUGGAGGAAAUUGACGUCGACAUGGCUAGUUCCUUUGCCGGGACGCGCUACAACUUCUUCCUGGUUGUCGACGAUAUCUGUCUCGAGUCGCUGGACCAGGCCUGUGGCCCUGUAGUGAAGCUUGUGCAGGCACCGGGACACGAGGGUCAAGACUAUAGCCUCUCAGUGGAGGAAAUCCAGGAAAUGGGCCCCAAGGAAGAAGACUCAGAGUGGGAGGGGGGAUUGACGGAAAGCGAGUAUGAGAAUGUUGGUUGGAUGUAUAUGGAAACGUCGGAUUAUGCCGUCUUUCAGGAAUAUUUGGCGGAACCUUCCAACUGGGAAGACGAGUACUUACGACCGCCCAAGUUGAGAUCUCAGGAUGGAUUUGAAGAUGCGCCGGGGUCGUGGAGGAAAUGA
Messenger RNA from Cordyceps fumosorosea ARSEF 2679, 912 nucleotides. RefSeq lists its product as hypothetical. The transcript has a single exon. Lineage: Eukaryota; Fungi; Ascomycota; Sordariomycetes; Hypocreales; Cordycipitaceae. Bases 1 to 912 code for a protein of 303 amino acids. The record is from RefSeq and is a predicted model, not a curated record.